Molecule: messenger RNA, 601 nt
Organism: Entamoeba dispar SAW760
Lineage: Eukaryota; Evosea; Mastigamoebida; Endamoebidae
Exons: 1
Source: RefSeq, a predicted model, not a curated record
AUGGAAAUUAAAAUAAAUUGUUUACAACUAAAUCAAUUAAAUAAUAUUCAUAAUAAAGAAAUUAUUAAUCUUUCUAUUAUCAAUAAUAUAACAAAAGUUGAAAUGUAUAAUUGUGAUAUUAUUGAUAAUAUAGAAAUGAAAGAUGGAAUUGUUGUUUAUGUUAUUAAACAAGGAAAUGAAAGUGAAUGGUUUUUUUCAACACGAAAAGGAAAAUUUGAAGUAUCAGAAGAAUUAGGAUAUAAAAGAACAAUUUUAGUUUCUAUAGAUUAUCAUCGUAGAGUUAAUGAUAUAAAAGAAAUUUAUCAAGAAAUUAAAGAAAUAGGAAAUAUGUUAAGAUAUGUAGAAUAUAAAGGAGAUAUUAAAAUAAUGAUAGAUGAAACAGGAAUAGGUAAAAGAGAAAUAUUAUUUGAAGGAGAAAGUAAAAUUAAUGGAAUAAUUUGGGUUGAAGAAACAUUAAAAGAAGAAAAUAAAGGAAAAUAUUCAAGAAAACUUAUGUUUGAAGGAGAAAGAAGUUUAGUUCAAUCAGAAGGAAUUGUUAUUAAUAAAGAAAUUGAUAUUGUAGAAAGUAUUAAAGAAGUACAGUAUUUUAAAGGAAUUGUUU